Messenger RNA from Hylaeus volcanicus, 459 nucleotides. RefSeq lists its product as uncharacterized. The record is from RefSeq and is a predicted model, not a curated record. NCBI's taxonomy places the organism in Eukaryota, Metazoa, Arthropoda, Insecta, Hymenoptera, Colletidae. The coding region runs from base 1 to 459 and encodes 152 amino acids. The transcript has a single exon.
AUGGCCCGAUGGCAGCAGGAAGUAGCUGCCGAAAAUUCGGGCCGUCCAAUAGUCCGGGCCCUCCUGCCCAUUCUGGGAGAAUGGUGCAGGAGGCGAGUUUGGCUCACCUACCAUGUGACUCAGGUGCUCUCCGGGCAUGGAUGUUUCGGGAAAUACCUGGGUCGCAUUGGGAGGGAACCGACGACGCAGUGUCACCACUGCGGGGAGGCUCAGGACACGGCGCGGCAUACGCUGGAAGAAUGUCCAGCGUGGUCGGCGCCGCGUCGUGUCCUAAGAGGUAUUAUUGGGAUGGACCUCUCGUUGGUGGCCGUGGUCGACCAUAUGGUUGCCGACGAUAGGUCCUGUCAGGCGUUAGCCUCCUUCUGCGAGGAAGUUAUGACGCAGAAGGAGGCCGCGGAGAGGGAAAGGAAGGCGGACCUCCUCUCCGCCAGAAAUCAGCGGCAGAGGGAAUGGGCAUAG